Messenger RNA from Amblyraja radiata (thorny skate), 4382 nucleotides. RefSeq names its product solute carrier family 35 member A1 (gene slc35a1). Lineage: Eukaryota; Metazoa; Chordata; Chondrichthyes; Rajiformes; Rajidae. Gene Ontology annotation, molecular function: pyrimidine nucleotide-sugar transmembrane transporter activity. Gene Ontology annotation, cellular component: Golgi membrane. Gene Ontology annotation, biological process: pyrimidine nucleotide-sugar transmembrane transport. Bases 148 to 1161 code for a protein of 337 amino acids. The record is from RefSeq and is a predicted model, not a curated record. The transcript has 8 exons.
CGGAUUUCCCUUCCCCCGACGUUCCAUUGCACCGCACCGCGUCGCUCGCGAGACUCAGCUGAGCGCCGCUGCACCGCCCGCCCGCCCGUCCGCUCACUCACUCACUCACUCACUCCUUCCCAGGUGUGGAGUCUACACGGCGCGACCAUGGCUACCGAGAAUGUCAGCUUGCUGUUUAAGUUGUACUGUCUGGCGGUAAUGACGGUUGUGGCCGCCACAUACAUUGUGGUGUUGCGAUACACAAGAACAGUCUUGACGGAGAUGUACUUUGCAACCACAGCUGUUUGCAUCACUGAAGUCCUCAAAUUAAUUUUGAGUCUAGGUAUGUUAACAAGGGACGUGGGCAGUUUGCGGGGCACGCUGUCAACAUUGUAUGAACACAUUCUCAGGAGUCCCAAAGAAAUGCUGAAACUCAGUAUUCCAUCUGUGGUGUAUGCUGUUCAAAACAAUAUGGCCUUUGUGGCGCUUAGUAACUUGGACGCAGCAGUGUAUCAGGUGACCUAUCAACUAAAGAUUCCAAGCACAGCACUCUGUACAGUCUUUAUGCUGAAUCGUUCUCUAAACAAACUGCAAUGGCUUUCUGUAUUUAUGCUUUGUGCAGGAGUAACAUUGGUCCAGUGGAAACCUAUGGAAACUACAAAGGUGCAGGUUACACAGAAUCCAGUUUUGGGAUUUGUUGCCAUAGCCAUUGCAGUAUUGUGUUCUGGAUUUGCUGGUGUUUAUUUUGAGAAGGUUCUAAAAUCCUCUGACACCUCUCUGUGGAUCCGUAACAUACAGAUGUAUAUUUCUGGCAUUGUGAUCACUGCGUUUGGAGUUUAUUUGAAUGAUGGUGCCCAAGUUCUGGAGAAAGGCUUUUUCUUUGGAUACACCCACUGGGUUUGGAUUGUUAUAUUAUUAGCUAGUCUUGGCGGGUUGUAUACUUCUGUUGUCGUGAAAUACACCGAUAACAUCAUGAAAGGAUUUUCAGCAGCAGCAGCCAUUGUUAUUUCCACAGCAGCAUCAGUUUUGCUGUUUGGCUUGCAGUUAACUCUCAACUUUGUAGCUGGGACUAUUCUCGUCUGCGUUUCGAUAUACUAUUAUGGAUUGCCGAAGCAAAAUACAAGUACCUUUGUGCAGAGUGAAGUGGAGAAGCACAAAGAGCCGCUGGUGAAUAAUGUGUGACCACAACACCUCACUCAGCAAAGGACUUGAAAAAUCUGACUCUCAGAACUUUUCCCAACUAGGCUGUUGGGGGAAAUCACUAGUUAUAUAAAUAACUUCCCCAAUGUUAUUGAUUGUUUGAUGCGUUUUCACUGUAUCUCCUCGGUGAACGAAUGACUUUGGUGCCAAUAUAGGAAUAUCCAUAACUUAUUUAUCAAACUAGUUUUUUUUUAAACAAUUUAAACAGUUUCAUUUUGCCUUUCCAGCAAUAUAUAAACUUUAUAAGUUGCCUGUCAGAUACAUUUAAUUUUUUUCGGUGUGCUCAUUUUAUUUCCUUUGUUGGUGCCUCCAAGUGUGUUCUCCAAGCAAAUUUUACGUUGGUAUACAUUUUAAUAUUUUGAGCUGGCCCCAUUGCAUUUGGAAACAGGAUUACCCACUUGUCAAAUUAACCCACUUGUCAAAUUAAUCUUGACAGUGUAUGGAGCCAUUUAUAUUUCAAUUUAAACUACCAUAGUCAUACAGCGUGGAAACUGGCCUUUCCGCCCAAGCAGCCCCCGCCGACCAACAUGUCCCAUCUACAAAGCCCCAUUUAGCCUGUCAAACCUGUUCCACCUAUGGACUGGUAUGCAUUUUAUUAUGCUUCACCUUGUGCGUAACCCGAGGUAACUCAAUGUUUCUCAAAGAAAAUCUGAACAAAACAAUGUCUCAAUUGUCCAGUACUUCUGUCGCUAGUUGUUUUCAGAUAAGUUUUUCUACUGUACAUCCUGAGAGCCUCUUUUCUCUUGAAUCAAUAGAAUGGCUAGUUUUGAGAAUCGGCCCCAAAAUUAAUAUUUUAAGUCCCCUACUGUCAUGGGAACUAGCAGUGUAGUCAUAGGUGUGGUCUUUCUAAAUGAGGUCAAUGAGUAAAUAUUACCUUCCCUCUAUCCCAUAAAGAAAAAACGAUUAUUUGAAUUGGUGGUUUCAUGUUUCAGAAAGAAUGUUGCCUCAUUACUACUUCUGUGUUUCACUCAAAAGGAACAGCAUGGAGGUGGUAGUGCAUUUCAAAUGACAGGGAAAUGCUGGCAUUAAGAAUCCUCGCUUAUAACUGAUGGUCCUUUUUGAGUGAGAUGUAUGUGGAUCUAGUGUAUUAUGGACAAUUCUUGCAAUGAAGGAACAGGAUUUAAUGUCUCUGUGACAGGUGGAAAGAAGACAUUUAUUGUAGUGGGAAAAGUUAGUAUGUAGUUAGUUUGUAUUCCCUACAGGACAUGUCUAUAGAUCAUUUUAGCCAUGUUAUCCACUUAGAUAUAAACCAAAACUUGGCUAUGUGUCAGAGUUCAAGCCUGUUUUGUGUGAGCCAGCUAUGUAACAGUUGCACUAAAUGAGCAGUUCUGCUUGUGUAUGUUAGGGUUGCAUUGAUGUGAUGGGUUUGUGCCUUAAACAAAUGGUUAAUGUCAGGAUAAAGCGGAUAUAUUUCUGACUGAAGAAGGGACCUAAUCCGAAACGUCACCUAUCCAUAUUCUCCAAGAAUGCUGCCUAACAUACUGAGUUACUCUAUAAAUCAGCAUCUGCAGUUCCUUAUUUCUACAUUCAGACAUAUCUUUUGUAUAGCCCUAUAAUUGUGCAUAAUAUUUCAAAUUAUGUUUCUCAGACUUUCUUGCUUUAGAAAAGGUUGGUAUAAAUUGCAUAUGUUUGAUUUGUAAUUUGAUGGGAGAUUAUUAAUCCAUAAUAAUUAUUUCUGUUGCAAUUCUUCCUACCCUUCUGAGAACUUCAUUUAAGGAAGUUCUGGUAAUGGGUUUUUAAUUUCUGUUGCUCUCGAUACAAAGCUCUCCCACAUGGCUAAAUGCAUGGUUUCCAUUUAGAACCUCUUCACAUUAUUAAAGAUACAAAUUUAACCCGCAGCGAGUAACACCCUGCUCUUUGUUUAAUGGAGUGCAUUCCCUCCCAGACCUGCACUUAAGCUUUUUUAAUAAUCUAGAUAAAUUAUAACAUUUCUGAAGUAGGUACCUCAAAUUGAAUGAAAGUUCUAAUUUUAAUAUUUUGGAUCAGAAGGCAGUAAAAUGCUUUUUAAUGUUGCCCUUGUAUUUAAAAAAAAGUCAGCCUAGAAUUAUCUGAAUCAGACCAUGUAAAAAACAACUAUAGAUGUCAUUUUUUUUGUUCUCUUUCCCUGAACACAUGGUUUUGGUGAUCAUAGAAUGUUGUCAUGUAUUAACAUUUCUCUGUUCACCUCGGUUUAGACUGAGGACUAUCCCCAAGGUUUUCCCCUGCUUUUCACAUUGCUUUAGUGAAACAGAUUCAACCUCAAAAGCUGGUUUCAAACCAUAACAUUGAGCACUGAAAACAGCUGUUUCUAUUCCAUUCUUUACCUGCUCAAGUGCUUGUAUUCAAUUUGAACUUUUUUUUCCCCUGAUACCAAAUGAAAAUAUUAAAUCUUAGAUUCCUAUUUCCAAUACAUACCAGCCCAAGGGUGCACAGAUGAUGAUGUAUGCUCUUAGUCUUUUUAAAUGAUCAUUUGGAUCGGUGAUUCUCCCACUUGCUUUAAAAAUACUUUUGUACUUCAGUUCCAAAUUUAAAUUCUUCUGGGCCUUUCCCCCUCCCAUUAAACUGUCCUUUACUUCUUGGAAUGUAACCUUUGGUCAUUGACUCUUUGUGCCUUCAGCAGUGCAGUAACAACAGACCUGCUGAGCAUGACCUCCUUGUACGUGCUAAUAUAUAGUUGUGGUUUGGUGUAGAUGGUAAUCUCUGCUCUUAUGAAUAUUUGAGCCUUUUAUAGCAAACAAGACAUUGAAUAGGCACUGUUGUAAAAUAUUUUAAACCAUGAUUUUGAAUGUAGUUUGAAAUUAAGAGUGUGAUGAGUAAAUUUAAACCAUAGCCUCAGGCAAUCUAAGUACAGAUUCCAUGCACUAAUGAUAAGUCUGCUGUUUGUCAUUGGAGAGUGAAUGAUAUUUGGAACUGGAUUUGUAAAUGCCUUUUAUGUUUGUAUAUAAUGAGUAGCAAAUCAAAUCAGAAUUUCUGUGCUCCAAAUUCAGUGGAUCACUAUGUGAAAAUGGUUGUGGUAUAUAAUGUGGUCAUACAAGCCACUGGGAAGGAUCUGCUAUGGUGGGGUUUUUAAAUGUCAAUUUGUUUUUGGAUGAUGUGGAAAAUAAAUCUUUAAGCAAAAUUGGAUUGCUUGCAACUAACUGUGUUCAGAAAAGAAACUGAGUAACCAAAACUUGCAAACUGCAAUGUUACUACAUUAUGAAAUUGUAGAUUUAGUUUUAACUGUG